Messenger RNA from Symbiodinium sp. CCMP2592, 5979 nucleotides. Lineage: Eukaryota; Dinophyceae; Suessiales; Symbiodiniaceae. The record is from the annotation of a GenBank genome assembly.
GUGCAAAGCCAUGUCCACAUGGCAUUGGGAUCCCUGGCGAUCCUUCUCAUUGCGAUGGCGUGGCAGCAGUGGGCUGGAAUGGGCCCAGGCCGCCAAGCCAAGGCUUCCUUCACCAGGUCGCUGUCAAUGAUACAGCUGAAGCCGGAGCUCAACAAGCAGGAGGCGGAGAUGGAGCAGACACCUUACAACCCCGUGGCCAUCCAGAAGAGGAUGCCCGGAGCAGGUGCCAGCACAACCACCGCACGGACCGCAUGCCCACACGAGGAGCCUGGGCUGCUUCCAUUCAGCGAUUUCUUGGCCUCCCGAGACGCCUCCGGAGAUCUCACCCUCUCAGGCGGCAGUUACAUUCUCAGCGAGAAUUGCUCGCUGGGUUCCUUGACGAUUGCUCCCGGCGCUGAGCUCGUAGUCUCAGAUAUCGCAGGCCUUUCGCUCGAGACGCGGGCGAUCUACGUCCAAGGAACUCUUCGCAUGGGUUCCGCCAGCUGCCCACUGAUUGCCGGUGGCAUCACAGUGACCUUUACCGGCUCCGGCGAUCGGGGCUCGAGGUGCGUUGUUGGAAGCCUUCUUGCUUUCGUCAAGCACCCGUCUGGUGACCUCAGAAACCCUCCGUCUUCCGGCGUUGUUCGAGACUUGUUGUCGGGCAAUGCCCACGAUCUCGCGCAUCUCAGCUUCCAGCAUGGCGAUCGCAUGGAUCGCUUGCACCUGGUAACCUUGCUGCACCGCUGUGGCGCCUUACGGCUGCCCCGACCAAGCGACGAGGUGCAGCCCUGGAUCAAAACUGCUCUUCGAAGGUUGUCAGCACCCCCGUCGUCGGCCAGAGAGGCAGCGAGUGUACUUUGGGCACUGGCAAGGUCGCAGCUACCGGCCAGGGUUUCGAGUGCAUCCCGACUGCUGACCCGCACCCGCGAAGCCUUGCCACAACUGCUCGUCCACGGAAAUGCUCAGGAGCUGUCAAACGUGGCUUGGGCUCUUGCGACCCUGACGUGUCCAGAGCCCAAUGAGGCCCCUCUGCCGCCCAAGGCUGCGUCGCUCUGGGCUCAGCUGGGCGACUGCUGUGCAGCGCGGGUGGAGGAGAUGACGAGUCAGCAUUUGGCCAACGUGUCCUGGGCCCACGGAUCCCUGCGCCUCGCCAAUCCGGUCUGGUUUGCUGCCGUCUCGCAGUGCAUCCAUUCAGGAGCUUCGAUACAGCAUUGGGAGCCACGCCACAUCGCCAACGUGCUUUGGGGCUUCGCACGAGUGGGUCUAAAGUCCGAUAUAUUGCUGGACAAAUUAGAAGAUGAGCUUUGCCAUAAAGAAGGAGCUCUGCUCGCCACUUUCUCUGGCCGCGAUGUGGCGGCUGUGCUUUGGGCCUACGCUUCUCUUGAGGCGCCCAGGCCCCGUCUGGUCGCCGCGGCCUGCGCCGAGGCAGGGAAGCCUGGCCGUUUGCGAGGCUUCUCCGAACAGGAUCUGCAGAAUCUGGCCUGGGCUUUGGCCAUCUUCCGGCGUUGCACCGGCUUGGACAGGCUUUCUCUGCCGAAGAUGCAACUUCAAACGGCACCCAACUUCGCGGUGCAGCCGGCCAAAGGAGAUCAGCUCGAGGCCGAGCUCACCACCACGCCGGAAAAGCGUCGUCUGCACUUGGCUGCGGCUGCCGCAGAGUUUCGCGCCCUGGAGCAGUGCGAAGAAGCCCCGAGCUCUUUGCAAGUGGUCUCCAACGACGCCUUAGCCCAGCUGCUGCAGUAUGCGGAGCUGGUGGAGCCAGCAGAGCUGUCUUCGAACCCACUGAACACCAAGGGCCUCGUCGUCGGCGACGGGGGGCUGCUGGAGGUCUACGGCCUGCGCUACUGGCCAACCUGGACGCGGCUAGCGAACACUGCGAUGCCUGGCGCCACGGAGCUGUCCCUCCAGGACCAGGUAGAUUGGAAGGUGGGUCAAGAGGUGGCGGUCAUCACCACGGCCUGGACGGACGAACCGGACAACCACCAGAACGAAGUACGAGAGAUCGCCAGCGUCAGCGGCGCGCAGAUCACGCUGACUGAGGGCCUGGAGUUCGGCCACUACGGUGGACCAGAGUAUUCUGCAGAGGUAGCACUGCUCUCCAGGACCAUCACCUUCCAAGGUGAUGAAGCCAGUGAGUCCACGAGAUAUGGCGGCCACGUGAUGUGUCUCCCUGGAUCUCAUUGUCACUUGGCUGGUGCUGCGGCCAUCCGCAUGGGCCAGGAGAACGUUAUGGGCAGGUAUCCAUUCCACUUGCACAUGAUGGGUCAAGUGAAUGGCGACUCCUUCUUUGAAGACUGUCUGGUUCGCCGCAGCUACUUCCGUGCCUACACGGUCCAUGGCACAUCGAACUCUCGGGUUUCUCGCAACGUUGCCUACGAUGUGUCCGGCAGCGCGUACUACCUGGAAGACGGUGUCGAAGAGGAUAACUUAUUUGACUACAACCUGGCAGCUUUCGUUCACAUCAUCGACCGCCUCAACGAUUACGAGGCUGGUGGCGGCCAGGAAGGCGUCCGAGUGGAGACACAGGCAAGCCGCAUCGUACCCACUGAUGCCACUGCAGUGGGGUUCUACUGCACGAAUGCGAAAAAUCGAUGGAUUGGCAACUCUGCAAGUGGCGGCUUCUCCGGGUUUCAUUUCCCUCGCGUGGAGUACGCCCUCGGCGACAGCUAUGCCAAGAACCAGGCCUACCGCCCCGAUGAGAUGGAACUCCUGGAGUUUGACUCGAACACGGCUCACUCCUCAGGACGAAUCUGGAGCCGAGGGGCCUGCAUGUACGUCGGGGGCGAGCUCUGGGAAGACCAGAAGGGCUCCCAAGUGUACCGCUACAUCACGGGCCGGGCGACUGCCCGAAAGUCGGGACGCUUCUUCAUGACCAACACCAAGGUAUUCGCCUGCAAGAAGGGCUUCCUCUUCUGGGGCACCCACUGGUCCGCGCGUAAGCCCGACCUAGCCCUCGAAGGCUUCGAAGCUCAUGACAUCUCGCGCAGCUCCUCGCAGCUGGGGGACACCUAUAUGUACAAGGCCGUAAUUAGCGCGCACACUGGCAACACCUUCGCCGGGGACCUCCCACGCGUUGCAGAUGGCUUCGAGCUGUAUGACACGGAUAUGCAGACCAUUCUCGCCGACGUCGUCUUCCGAAACUUCGAUCGCAACGGCGACGUGGCAAUUAUGGACAUGACGCACAGCAACAUCUUCAAGCCGCAAGGCAUGUUCCACGCGAAAGCCAUCGGCUUCGAAGGGACGCCCAUGGCUCAGCGCUUGCGGCACGUCCACCGCCUUGCAUGCCAGUCGUACCAUUCCGACACCUGCACGCGGCAGUGCAACUUCUGCCCGGGGACCGCAGGCUCCUCGCAGACGGCGAACAUGAUCGACGCCGAUGGAAGCUUAGUUGGCUGGACCGAGGCUGCGAUCAUCGGGGCAGACGACGAGGAUUCCGAGACGGACUAUCGAACCAACGAGUGGUGGCGCAUCGACGACAGUUGCCAGAGGAAUCUUGACUGGGGCUUCUGGCUCUGUCCGACGAUGGGUCACCGGACGGUGGUGAGCCUCUUCAUCAUGCAGGGCCUGCUCUCGUCGCCCCCGCAGCGCACGCACCCCAACACUGCCGUGGGCAUGCUGUACCAUUUCGGUCGACCAGAGCGACAUCUUGACGUGGGCCUUGCAGAGAGCCCCAUGGUGACUGGCCCUUGCUGCGAUAUUGGAUGGUUUUUGGCCCUGGACGGAGGCGCCGUGCCGGAACUGACGAUCUUUUUGGACCAGAUGGUGGAGUCGGGAGGCCUUGUCUUCGCCACGGCCUACCCUCAAGGUGCGAGCUUCACGAUCAACCGGUGCCUCACGAACUGCGUCGCUGUGAGCCAAGGCUCCUCACUGCAGGAUGUCCUCGAUGCGCCACUAGGAGACGUCUACUUCGUCGAUGGCCUCGGCAGACUCUUCCUGAAGUUCGUCGCAGGCAACAACGGCUACUUCGAGGCAGCCGGAGUCUCGCAACUCGUAAAUGGCCACCGAUACGAUGCGGGGAAGGCAGGCACACAAGAUGCGUGCGACACUCCGAGUUGCCAGAAAUAUCGUGGCCAGAUCUACUUGUGCAGCAGUUGCGGGGUAUUCUGUCCCUUUUGCAGCAUCCGAUUGCACUCCAACAACCUCGCCACUGCCAGUGGUCCCCCGACCUUGCAGACUUGGAGCUCUUUGCAAAGCAAAGGGAAGGAGAAGGGCGCGAAAGGCUAUGCCAAGGGGCCUGAAAGCCAUGAGCCUCAGAGUGGGAAGGGGCAGAAGGGUGCGGAAAAUUUUGGUGACAAGGGCGGCGGCAAGACUUCUGCGAGCAAGGGCAAGCAAUGGCGCCCCGUCGGGAGCCAAAUUAUUGAACGGAAGGUUUCUGUGUCCGGCUAUGCUAUAGGCGCUGUCCUUGGUCAGAAUAAUGCUCAGCUGAAAUCGGUGCGGUCGUCCUAUCCAGGCCUUCACAUCCUCGUGAUGAAGAAAGACAAAGAAGAAACCUUCGUUGGCCCACGCGCUCAUGAAAUGCAGCUCGUCAUACGUGGGCGCGUGGAUAUGGUUGAUGAAGCAGUCCGCAGCUUCCAGAUGCUCAUUGAUAGGGCUGGGGCAUCUCACAAGCCUCCUCACUCGAAGGGCACAUUGAUCGAUGUCUCCAGUGCUUCGUGCGCGAAGUUGGUGCCGGCGGAUAUUGAGAAGUUCCAUGUUUGCCCCAUGCAGCUCCAGCAAACAGCUGUCGGCGGCAGCGGCAGACGGUUCUAUGUGCUCGAGAAAGUGCGUUUUGACUCCAAUUCAGCAGGUGAGAGUGUCAGCACAUACAGUUAUUGCCCGGACCAUUUUGACUGGAGUGCUUUACACCUGGAUUUCCAGCGGUGCCUUGAUACGGUUGCAUCCGAGAAGCUCUCUGAAGCUCGUGUUUCAGUUCGUUUUGGAAAGUUGUUCUUCUGGGGCCCGAAACUGUCCCAGGAAGCUGCGCGAAGGCCCGGUGCGAUAGACCAACUCAGCUACAAGGACUGCCGACCGCAGUGGGCGGCGCGCUUGAAGCGUCCCGUUGCGGAGGAACUUUCCAAGGUGCUCAAGAAGAGUGAUUUCGUGCUUUCGCAGCAGCUUACCAACACAACUCAUUACAUCAAGACAGAAGAAGAUGGUGCCAAGAUGGAGGUUACUUUCUUCGACCCUGAAGGUUCGCUUGCACGAGCAACUGAGAUGAGCCGACUUUGGUCUUGCAGCUCACACCUCGAGGUAUUGAAAAUUGAAAGGCAAGAGCAGGCCUCCAGUGGGCGGGUCGCAUUGGCAAGGCGGAUGUUGGAGCUUUUGCUGCAUCCCUCCCAUAGCGAGUUUGAGGGAUGUUGGUGUGCCAUGGACAUCAUCAAGCGCGCCGCAGACGGUCUUUUGGCACAGAUCGAGUUUCGCCCUCCUGACAUGCCGCUGGACCAAGCUCUGCGCAUCAGAGCGCCAUACCGCGAGGUUCCGGCCACAUUUUUCGGUCUGGCUGGCGAGAGCGAGCCCAAACCCAGAGGCGUGCAGACCUUCGUCGCGAAGAAAGAGAGCGAGCGACUCUUUAGAGGUGAUGUGUGUCGCCUUGGACACUCUCCAGAUUUUCGCUUGACGGUAAAUGCGAGUGCAGAGGUGAAUAUCGCACAGGGCUUAGCUGAUGCACUGCAACGUUUCGAUGUCGAGUGCAGAGGGCGACUGCAAGAUCCGGACAAGUUGGUUGAAUCGUUUCAGAAGUGCUCCUUACCAUUCGGCUGGAAGCUUCAAUGUGUGGCAUGCAGGGAAGAGUGUGUCUGGAUGGACCAUGAGCAGGCCGUCGAAGUGGAUGUCUCCAAAAUUCGUGAAGUCACCCGCUUGAGCAAGACGGGAGGGCACUCGGGCGAAAGCAACUACGAGAUUCGCUUCUCCUCAGAACAAGCCAGCAAGGCGGUUCGAGGAAGGCACGAAGAUGCUUGGGAACACGCCACCCAACUUCUCUCGACCGUGCAGAUGCUCCAUGAAUCCUUGAAACUGAGCUAG